CUUGGUUUCCUGCUCCUUUUCCGAGGUGGGCGGGAGAAGAUGGCUGCGGCCUGCUGGUGGCUGUUCCUGGCGGUGGUGCUCUGCGCCUGCUUGGUGGCUGCGGAGGAGCCGAAGAAGAGCUCCGACAAGCCGGGGAAGAAGAAGAAAGACAUUCGGGAUUACAACGAUGCCGACAUGGCUCGGCUGUUGGAGCAGUGGGAGGAGGAUGAUGAUAUAGAGGAAGGAGAUCUUCCUGAGCACAAGCGCCAAUCUGCACCCAUCGACUUCUCCAAGAUCGAUCCGGGCAAGCCUGAGAGCAUCUUGAAAAUGACCAAGAAGGGGAAAACUCUCAUGAUGUUUGUCACGGUGUCAGGAGAGCCAACGGAGAAGGAGACGGAGCAAAUUACAAACCUGUGGCAAGGAAGCCUGUUCAAUGCCAAUUACGACGUACAGAGGUUCAUUGUCGGUUCAAACCGUGCCAUUUUUAUGCUGCGUGAUGGAAGCUAUGCCUGGGAGGUCAAAGACUUUCUGGUAAAUCAAGAGAGAUGUGAAGAUGUCACUUUGGAAGGUCAAGUCUACCCUGGUAAAGGAGGUGGAGGAAAAGAAAAAAAUAAACUGAAACCUGAAAAAUCCUUCAAGAAAAAAGACCCAGAGGUGAAACCUGGAACCGUUACAGACAGCAACCGUGCAAGCAGAGGAAAAGAUGAUCUUUGAUAAAUGCGCUGAAGUACUGUCAGAGAGGUUUAGAACAUUUCAGAAAGAGAAAACUAGAGUUGGUUUUGCAAAGUUUCAAAGUAUUAAUGGUUCAGGGAGCAGUUUACUUAUUAAUGAGAGGCAUUCAGUUAGAAACGGUAAAGUCGGUGGUUAAUGGCUGUGGGCUGCUUACAUUCAAUCAACUAUUGAGUCUCAACUCCCUAUCAGUUUAGUAUUAUGGACUUUGUCCAGGGGAUGAGAAGGGUGUGUGAGAGGCUCUCCAUUUGGAGAGCUGAUUCUUACAGGUGGUCUCGCAGAUGACUCAGAAAGAAUUGGGAGAAGGAAAAGCAAGACUUAAAAGGCAGUUGGUUUUUUUUCCCCCCCAAUAUUUUGCUUAAUCCAAAUUAACAGUACCCUUUCAUUGCAUCUUAAAAUUCGUAGCUUGAGAUUUGUCACUGGUUAUACCAAAACAGAUCCAGAGUGAAGGUUUCUAAAUUGAUUUGCUCUUAAAAUACUGAUAAUCCAGUAUUCCGCACCGAAAUGGAAAUAAAACUUUCUGUUAAUUAGCUAAUAAGGCUAGAGGAUUGCUGCACUAAAUCGAUUGACCUACUUCUCCAUUGAUCGAAGUAGUAUAAAAUAUGAGGAACGGUCACAGAUGCAGUUCAAUUGAUGGCAAAAAAAAGAAAAAAAAAGAAAAGACUUGUGGGAAUAUAGUACUUUUUUUUCUGUGGAUAAACAUAUCCAUGCGAAUGGAUAUAUCGCAGGUUGUGUUGAUUUCUUCUAAAACGUUAACCGAAAAAGUUCAGUUCAAGUUUGUGGCCAUUGUAUUGGAUUUUGUUUGCUGUUAACAGUUUUAUAUUCAAUGCUAUGGAAAAUGUGCAAUAUUUGGAACAGCCAUGGCAGGUUUUUUUUU
Molecule: messenger RNA, 1585 nt
Organism: Ahaetulla prasina
Lineage: Eukaryota; Metazoa; Chordata; Lepidosauria; Squamata; Colubridae
Gene: MESD
Product: mesoderm development LRP chaperone
Exons: 3
Coding region: 40-693 (217 amino acids)
Biological process (GO): protein folding
Molecular function (GO): low-density lipoprotein particle receptor binding
Source: RefSeq, a predicted model, not a curated record